GUUCUUCUUUCCCACUCCCCUGAUCUCACCGUCUUUGCCUCUGUAUAUAUUCUCAAGGAUUCCAGUUACUCUUCCAUCAAUCACAAGCUCUUUACUUUAUUUCACCACAACUUCAGUCCUCACCCUUUUACGCUUCAUCCUUGCUUCCGUUUUUUGCUUCGUUUUCUCUUACCCUUCUUUGUGGGACCUGUUGCCCGCACUCUCAUGGAGCCGAAUCCUGGUGACCUUUUUCUUAAUUUGGAAAUUGAUGAGGCCGCUGAUCUUCUUCCCCCUCAGAUAGUAGCGCAUAUCAUCACAGCUCGCUCUCUCAACGUCGCUGCGGUUGUUCGAAUCCUUUCCAACGCCUGGGCACCUUUUGGUGUGGUCAUUGUCGAACCGUUCCAUGAUAAUAAUACUUUUAUUGCGACGGCGGGGAAUCAGGUCAUCGAAGAGAGCAUCAUUGCUCGUGGUCCUUGGUCUGUUAUGGGACAAACUGUUACUGUCCACUUGUGGCCUCCUACAAGUCGGUUGGAGGACUUGCCAUUACACUUGGUUUCUGUCUGGAUUCAAGUGCAUGGGCUACCUCGUCGUCAUAUUACUAUGGUCAACGCUCAGUCGAUUGGAACUAUGGUAGGCCAGGUAGUUGCUGUGGAAAAUCCUCUCAACCCAUUGGCUUGGAGGGGUUAUCUUCGUCUUCGUAUUUCUUUUGACACUCGCAACCCUCUAGUUCCUGGCUUCUGGUUCAGACAGCACGAUGUCAAACCACUUUGGGCCACUAUUCGGUAUGAGCGUAUUUCUUCCUUUUGUUUCAAUUGUGGUCGUUUGGGGCAUAGUGGUCGGUUUUGUACCUUUCCCCGUCAUCGUCACAUGGACAAGUUGGGUGCUGGCAUUCUCUCCCGUGUUCCCAGGAUGUUUGAUCCUCACCUUCUUAUUGUUGAUGAGCUUCACCCUCCGGUGUCUACCCCUCCUCAAUCUGCUCCUCUUGCAGUUGGGCAUCCUCCUGAGCCCUCCCAAGAUGAGGUUAUGCUUCCUGUACUCUCCGAGGCCCUUUUGUCACCAUCUUCUUCUCCUCGCCGCCAUACUGGGGCUCUUGUCAUUGCAGAACCGAACCCGGAUUGCCCUCGUGCCCUGUCACAACCUGCUCCUCUAUGCACUGACAAAGGCAAGGGCAAGGCUAUCAUCGAGUUCCCGGAGUCCUCCAGUGAUGAUGCUAUUCCACCUAUUCCGGCUCCGAGUGGGCUUGCUGGCCCCUCUGUUCCUAUUGGGCCUGGACCCAAUCACUUCUUGUUUGACGCUAGUACUCAGGAGUUUAUUCCAGUUGAGGUGGAUAGAGUUCCGCCCGAUCAACAUCGUUUCCUCAUUUGGGCUCAUACUGUUCCUUAUCCGGUUUUGUCAGACUCUACAACUCCACCUUCAAUCCCUCCGUCUUCUACUGGAGCCUCAUCUUCUCACAUUUCUCCACCACCACAAUCACCUGACGACUCCCAUUCGUUGCGGCCGGCGGUAAUUGGAGGAAUUGCAGACUAUUUUGAGCAACUCCACCUCAAAUGUCGUCUUCAUGGUGACCUUGAGGUUACUGAUUCUCCUCGUCCUCCCAAGAGGCAUAGGCGUACCAAGCUUCAGAUGGCGGAGGCACGGGCUGAAAAGGAAGCCAGAUCGAAGCGUGCAGCUUUGGGUUAUGUUCGAGAUGCUGUUCUUAGGAAAAUUCAAGGUUGGAAACAAGCUUCAUUAUCUCCGGCAGGAAAGGAAAUCAUGAUAAAGGCGGUGGCAAUGGCACUUCCUGCCUAUCCAAUGUCAAUUUUCAAGUUUCCAAAAUCCCUUUGUGUUCAGAUUAAUAAUGCUUUGGCAAAGUUUUGGUGGGGUACAAAUGGUGACAAGGGUAUUCACUGGAAGCAUUGGGAUCUUUUGUGCAAUCCGAAAUCUGUGGGAGGUCUUGGUUUUCGUAGCUUACAGGACUUCAAUUUAGCUUUGUUAGCUAAGCAGGGUUGGCGUCUGCUUCAAAAUCCUUCUGCAAAAUGGGCUCAGGUCCUGAAAUAUAGGUAUUUCCCAAAUACCUCCUUCAUGGAGGCCAAACAGGGUCCUUCAUCUUCCUGGGUGUGGGCGAGUCUGUUGGCUGGUAGAGAUGUGUUAUUUAAAGGCUCAUUAUGGAGAGUGGGUAAUGGUCACUCUAUACAUUUAUGGAAUGACAAAUGGAUCCCAAACACUCCCAGCUUCAGUACUAGGUUCCCUUCUCUCCUGCCUGUCUCACAAUCUGUAAACACCCUUUUAGAUUUCUCUACCCUCACCUGGAAUUUGGAGUCCCUUCAACAUGUGCUUACUCCGGGUGAUUCUUCUGUGAUUCAGGCCAUUCCUAUUUUCAGUGAGUUGGUUGAUGAUAAACUCGUGUGGCCUCAUGUUAUGAAUGGUGAGUAUUCGGUGAGGUCGGGCUAUCAUGUCUCUUUUAACUCAAAUAUUAUUGCUUCAGCUCCAUCUCCACAUUCCUCUCAUGUAGUCCCUCGAUCAGUUUGGACUUUGGUUUGGACUAUUCGGAGUCUUCCAAAAAUAAGGAUUUUCCUAUGGAGAGUUGUGUCUAAUGUGUUAGCAACCAAACAGAAUUUGUUUAGAAGACACCUGGGGCGCUCACCUCUCUGUCCUUUUUGCUCAGAAUUCCCAGAAUCAGUGGAACAUCUUCUUCUCUCUUGUCCUUGGGUUGUGCAAACCUGGUUUUUGCACCCACUGGGAUAUCGGAUUCCCUUGCAAUCCCUUACUUCUUUUGAUCAGUGGUUAAGUGCUCUACUUAUUCCUCUUCAUUCUGAGUUGUCAAGAUCUGUGGUGCUUACUCAUAUCAGCUUUCUUCUUUGGCACAUUUGGAAGCAUCGGUGUGAUUGCAUUUUCAAUUACAAGGUUCCUAAUCCGACUUUGGUGGCUACGAGGGCUUUUGUGGCUUCUUCAGAGUUUUUAACAUCUCGUACUCUGUCUCUUACUUGCAAUAGGCCUCCCCCUCCUCCCCCUCCUCCUCCUCCACCUUGGACUCCUCCUUGUUUCGAUUUUGUUAAGAUAAAUACAGAUGCUUCUUGGGAUAAACAAUCUCUGCAGGCUGGUUUGGCAGUGAUAGUUCGAAAUAGUUCUGGUGAGCUCCUUCAUGGCAAGACGAGGAUUGUUAGGGCUUCUUCGAUCCUUCUUGCUGAAACUUUGGCCCUUUAUCAAGCCGUGUUGCUGGCCUUGUGUUUAAAUUUUCAAAAAGUUAUUUUUGAAAUGGAUUCCUUUCAUCUUGUGCAUCUCCUGAAUGAUUCCCACUUGCUACCGGAUUGGAUCAUAUCUCCGCUGGUGCAUUAUAUCCGUGAGAUCACAGUUGUUAUUCCUUACGUUAGCUGGGUUUGGACCAGCAGGAACGCCAAUCAAGUUGCUGAUCAUAUGGCUUCUUUGGCUAGCAGGAGGAUGGGCCCUUCUGAUUGGGUUAAUCAUCCUCCUUCUACCUUCACCCGUAUUCUCCUUUAUGAUGCUGGACAUGCUCCUACUUAAUAGUCUUUUGGUUUCUGGCUCCUCAGCUUUGUUGUUUUUGUUGGGGAGUUUGUCUUUCUGUUUUGCUUCUUUUUGCUUUGUUUCUUUGUUGUUGUUUGGUCCCUUUGUGGUUAAUGAAUGAUUACUUGACAAAAAAAAGAAAAAAAGUUGGAGCCAGAUGGAAUGAUGCGAGAAGAGCUCCUAGUUUUUUAGGGAAGAUAAGAAAACCGAGCUCGUGUUUCAUGUGAUGUUCAUCAUCCCAAUAUAUUCUUAAUCCAACGGACUGAGAAAUCCUCUUUGCCCUUGCCUUGCAACA
Messenger RNA from Rosa chinensis, 3775 nucleotides. RefSeq lists its product as uncharacterized. Lineage: Eukaryota; Viridiplantae; Streptophyta; Magnoliopsida; Rosales; Rosaceae. Gene Ontology annotation, molecular function: zinc ion binding; nucleic acid binding; RNA-DNA hybrid ribonuclease activity. The transcript has 2 exons. The record is from RefSeq and is a predicted model, not a curated record. The coding region runs from base 205 to 3480 and encodes 1091 amino acids.